Molecule: messenger RNA, 1126 nt
Organism: Tuber aestivum (summer truffle)
Lineage: Eukaryota; Fungi; Ascomycota; Pezizomycetes; Pezizales; Tuberaceae
Source: the annotation of a GenBank genome assembly
AAUCAUCAACCGUCUAAUACACCACAAACACCAUCAAACCGACAAACAGAAAAGACCCAGGACCGCGCCAAUGUCCGCAGACAGAGAAGACUCAGUCCAAGUCCUAAUCCUCGGCGCGGGCUGGACCUCCACAUUCCUAAUCCCCCUCCUAGACGACAACAAAAUUACGCACGCCGCCACGACCCGCAAGGGCAGCGACGACUCCAUCCCCUUCAAAUUCGACCCCGAAUCCGACGACCCGGCCCCGUUCCUGCCCCUGCCAUCCGCAAAGACCGUGCUGAUCACCUUCCCCAUCAAGGGCACCGGCGGGUCGAAGCUCCUCGUGACGCUCUACAUGCGCACUCACCAGCACGUAAAGACCAACUUCAUACAGCUAGGGACUACGGGGAUCUGGCCGGACAAGGGCCUUCACGACCGCUUCACAAUCCCGUUCCCCGACAAUCCGAGGAAGAUUGCCGAGGACGAGCUGCUAUCUCUCGGUGGGACAGUGCUGAAUCUCGCUGGACUGUGGGGCGGCAGUCGCCAUCCGAGGAACUGGGUUGGCCGCGUUGCGCCAGAUAAGGAGGAGCUCGCGGGGAAGGGCUCGCUUCAUUUGAUUCACGGCUGGGACGUUGCGAGGGCCAUUAUCGUGGUUCAUGAAUCUUUCACUCCUGGAGAGAGAUGGCUGAUUACCGACCUGAGAAUUUACGAUUGGUGGGACCUCGCGAGCGCUUGGGAUGAGGGUGGCUUGCUGGCUGUGCCGAAGCUGAAGACGGCGGAGGGGAAGCAGGCGGAGUGGGUUCAGGAACUCAUGGUUGCGAAGGGGAUCAAGUCUCUGCCGAGGCCGCCGGAGCAGUUGAAGAGGGGGUUGAAUAGCUUGCACUUUUGGAAGCAUUUUGGGAUCAUGCCUUCCAAGACUUUAGUCACUGGGUCUUGAAUUUGUGGACCGGGUUUCCAUCAAGAUUGUCGUGCUUUUCUCAGUUUCAAUAUUCGCGCUCGGAAAUGGGUGGAAUACAUCGACUUUGGUCAUUCACGGAUGCCAUACUUCAUGCCCUCUCAUUAGCUUUGCUCCCACAUAAGCUACCAUCAUUCUCAAUCUUGAAAACUAGGAUUUCCUCAAGAAAAUUAUUACGCAUUCUUUUCUAAG